Lathyrus sativus (Indian pea) is the source of this 684-nucleotide messenger RNA. The record is from the annotation of a GenBank genome assembly. NCBI's taxonomy places the organism in Eukaryota, Viridiplantae, Streptophyta, Magnoliopsida, Fabales, Fabaceae.
AUGCUGACCCAGCACGACUCAGUAAACUCGUCCACCAAACAACUGAGUCAACUCGCUCAGGACAUGUUCUCCGACGAAAACAACAACAACAACAUCAUCAUGCUUGCAGCCAUUAUUUCUCUCUUCCUAGUAAUCCUCUUCGUCCUCCUUCUCCAUGUCUACGCCAAAUGCUUCCUAGCUCAGUCCAACUCACAGUCAAAUCCUCACCGCCGGCAGCCUCUCUCCGACGUUCCAAUUCCUUCCAACUUUCACCACCGUUUCAACGUCGAAGCCCCACCCUUUACCGGACUCGACCCAACAACAGUUUCGAAGAUUCCCACGUUUGUGUCGGAACAUAAAACAGAGGAACUAGAAUGUGUGAUAUGUUUGAGUUAUAUUGAAAACGGAGAGAUUGGAAGAAAGUUACCAAAAUGUGGACACGCAUUUCAUGUUGAAUGCAUUGACAUGUGGUUGAAUUCACAUAGCAAUUGUCCAAUUUGUAGAUCUUUGAUUGUUCAUGAAGAUUCUCAUGAUAAUGGUGUUGAGAUUGUGAUUGAUAGUCCAAGAAGUUAUGAGAUUAGUGAAAGUGGUUCUGUUUCUGUAUCAGAAACUUCUUUGUCUUUGUUUGGUUUUUCUUUCAAGAGAAUUAUUAGCAAAGUUUUUCUUUCUUCUCAUGUAAAUGAAUUAGAUCAUGGUUCACAAUGA